Molecule: messenger RNA, 2848 nt
Organism: Melopsittacus undulatus (budgerigar)
Lineage: Eukaryota; Metazoa; Chordata; Aves; Psittaciformes; Psittaculidae
Gene: DRC11
Product: IQ motif containing with AAA domain 1
Exons: 19
Coding region: 59-2509 (816 amino acids)
Molecular function (GO): ATP hydrolysis activity; ATP binding; protein binding
Source: RefSeq, a predicted model, not a curated record
AGCCGGGGCCAGGCCGGAGCGGCCCCGGGAACCGGAGCGGCCUCCGCAGCCCGUGGCCAUGUCUCAGGCCACUUACAAUAAGAUGUGGACAGAUGCCCAGAAAGACCUCGACAUCCAGCUCCAGAGAGAAAGAGAAGAGUUCCUCCAGCCAGAGCAGGACCUCGUGAAAGUGUUCAGGAUGCUGGCCACUUCCUACAUCAAAUACAUGCAAAUCUUCCAUACCCUGGAGACAGCCCAUGACCAACUCCUUCACCAGCAGAAACGGGCAUUGAUUCGGCAAGUGCUGGAUGGUGUGAUCGGCCGCAUCCUGGAGCUGAAAAAAGAGAUGGUGGAUCUGGAGAAAUCAGAGGUUCAUUACAUUGAUAAUAUCCUGGAAGAUCUAAGGCUUCUCCCGGAAGCUCUAGAAGUACCUAUCCCAAGGUAUUUCAUUAAAGAGCAGCUGGAAGUCUUGCAGCAGAGGGAGAAAAUCCUGGAUCAGAUUUUGCUUGAGGCUGGAUUGCAAGCAGAGGAACCCGUCGAGGCCAUGACAUUUGAAGAAGCCAUUAAAAUUAUCCAGGUUGCAGAGCGAGCUCGCCAAGGCCGCUGUCGAGCGGCAUUCAUGAAUCGAAUUUACCUUGCAGAGAAGAGGGCAAAACAGCCUAAAGUUGAGAUCAAGAUGGGUCUGAGUCCAGAUGAUGCUGCCACUCGCAUUCAAAAGGUUUGGCGUGGAUGUGUCCAGCGCAAGAAAACAGAGAGCCUGAGAGAGGAGGAAAUGGUGUUUCUGGGGAUGAGCCUACCUCCUCACUUAAGGUCAAUGAGUCUUCUGCAGAUGGAUGCUGGGCAAGUAAGUGCCCCGCAAGGUGGGAUCCAGGAGAGAGAUGAUGAGAUAGCCAUCAAAAACAAGCUGAGAGAAGCAGAGGGGCUCAACAUCAAGGAAACUCUCCAGGACCAGAUUGGCCAGUGUUUCAUUGAGUGCCGGCACAUCGUGGGCAGGUUCCCUGACUAUCCCAUUGAAGAGGCAGGAGGGUCAAUGGCUAUUCUUUCUCAGAAUACUCCAGAGGAGGUAGCUGCAGAACUGGCUGCCAAAAGGGAGAAAGCUUUGGAGAAAAAGGACCAGAAGGGCGAAAAAGAAAAAGGAGGAGAGAAAGAAAAACCCAAAGACAAAAAAGAUGAGAAAAGUAAAAAGAAAGAAAAGGAUGAAGGCUGGAAAAUGGCUCCGAGUAAUUUCCUUUCAAUAAUGGAGGAAGGAAACAGUCAAUACAAAGCUGUUUGGCAGAACAGAGACGAGGGAUGGGAUUUUCUCCAGGAUCACGACCCGGAGCUGAUGAAAGAAGAGAAACGGGAAGAAGUGGAGAACGAGAUCAGAGAACAGGUUGAUGCAUUGAUGCGGCAGAAACUGGAGAAUCUCAGGCUGGCUGUGGAUGGAGAGAAGAGUUCCAAAGCCAAGAAAGGGAAAAAGAGUGAUAAGGUAAGAGCAAAGAAAACAACCACAAGGAAGAAGAUAUCUGAGCUGGAAGAAGAUCUGACUCCUGACAGGACCAUCGAUUCUCUGUACAAGGAACUGGUGGAAGAAGAAUUACUGAUAAAAGCCAAGACCGUGCAUCUCUCAGAUUAUGUUGGCGAGUACAGCUAUCUGGGGACCACACUUCAGCAGGCAGACAGAGAGCCAGUGCCCUCUCUUGCAGAUAUCAGACAGCUAAUAGCACUGUAUGGAAUACUGCCAUUAGGUUCCCAAACAGUCCAUGAGAAGGCUCCUUUGGUGAAAGCCUUGUUACUAGCUGGACCUGCUGGCGUUGGAAAGAAGAUGUUGGUCCAUGCCAUCUGCACAGAAACAGGAGCCAACCUCUUCAAUUUAUCCGCUUCCAGCAUUACUGGGAAGUAUCCAGGCACGAGUGGCCUGAAAAUGAUGCUUCACAUGGUUCUUAAGGUGGCCAAGCAAUUGCAGCCUUCAGUUGUGUGGAUUGGAGACACAGAACAGAUAUUCUCUAAAGCAGCAUCGAAGGCUGAUAAAGAGACGGGCCCAAAAAGACUGGAAAAGAUGCUCCCCAAAUUCCUGAAGGCUCUGAGAGCACCGGACAGAGUGCUGCUUGUGGGAACCACCAACCGCCCCUUCGAUGCCAACCUUAAACCUUUCUGCAAAGUCUACCAGAAAAUCAUUGUGAUUCCUAGGCCUGACUAUGCUUCCAGAUUUGUGUUAUGGAAACACAUCAUCCUGCAGAACGGGGGAGCGAUCACCAGCUUACUGAACCUAAGCUGCCUGGCAAAAGUCUCGGAUGGUUUCACCCCAGGACAACUGAUCCGGGCAGUGCAAGCUGUGCUGACCAAGCUGCGCCUCUUGCAGAUGAGCAGGAAGCCAUUGAGGACUGAUGAGUUCAUAGGUUUCCUGGCCAUGCAGGAUCCAGUGUACAGAGAGGAGGAGGAAGCAUUUAAGGCUUGGUAUGCCAAGACCCCACUGGGCAGGGCACGAACCAGAGCCCUGGCAGGCAACGCAAAAGCAGGAAAAGGGAAGGGAAGUAAAGGGAAAAAGUAGCAUCCUCAAGGAUUUUGCAGCUGGCAAUACCCAUCACAGCUCGACUUCAUCCAACCCCAUCCGCACGGAAGAUGAGAGGAAAGCAAACACAUUGGAAUAACACACCCCAAGUCAGAGGUAUUCCAAGAAAGACAAUUCCUUUCUGAAUGAGUUUUACAGAGCUGAAACCCAUCAGCUGAGACAUCCAUGUGACAUGUAGCUCUCAGAGGGUAAAGAGUUAAUGACCACUGACUUGCUCAAGCAUUAUUUAUUUGCAGAGAUUUUAGGGGGCAGAAGGUUCAUUACUCAGCACUGUAACAUGCCAUCAACUUUUAGGCUGUACUCAUUUAUUUCAGCAAG